Molecule: messenger RNA, 1791 nt
Organism: Capsella rubella
Lineage: Eukaryota; Viridiplantae; Streptophyta; Magnoliopsida; Brassicales; Brassicaceae
Product: protein LTV1 homolog
Exons: 2
Coding region: 99-1607 (502 amino acids)
Biological process (GO): ribosomal small subunit biogenesis; ribosomal small subunit export from nucleus
Cellular component (GO): preribosome, small subunit precursor; nucleus; cytosol
Source: RefSeq, a predicted model, not a curated record
GCUUCAACACAGUUAUUGAUAUUCAUCGUCAUCGAUCUGCGCCUCUCUCUCAAACUCUUCAGUUUGCAAAACACUCAGAAGCGGCUAAUUGAUUUACAAUGGGGAAGAAGAAGUUCAUUGAUAAGAAAAAGGCGGCGACUUUCGAGUUGUGUCCUCGUGAUACGUCUGACCCAAGAUACAGUGACGCACCAGGUGGUGAUAAGAUCUUCUUACGAGUUGAUCAGAACCCUGUUAACAUCAAUGCUUUCGUUGAAGAAGAAGAAGAAGAAGAAGACAACUCACAGUUCGAAGAUGCUCCUGAAGAGUUGGCUUAUGGUUACUCCAGUUACGGGGAUUCGGGUAAUCCUUUACCUGCUCAUUUGAGGAAGGAGAUUUUGGAGUUAGGGUAUCCUGAUGAUGGCUAUAAUUACUUGGAACAUUUGAGAGAGAUUAAGAACACUGGUGGUGGUUCUAAUUUCUAUGCAAACCCCAAGUUUGAGAUUGAUCAGCUACCUCGUGAUGUCAAGGCUUAUGAUGCGUCUCGUGUUAAGAUCUCUGGUAUGCUGAAUGAAGAAGGUAAUGAUAAGUUGAUGUAUAAUGUGGCGUCUAAAACUGUUAACGUCAAGGUGCAGAAAGCUAUUGAUCCUGAAGUUGCUGCCUUACUUGAAAACAGUGAUGGAUCUGAGUUUGGCUCUGAUGUUGAGGAUUUGGAAGAAGAUUUUGUCAUUCAAGCUAAUCUUACUCAACAGGGUGAAGCUUCUGGUGUGAGCAAUAUCAAGGCUGAGUUUUCUGAAAGACACGAGGUCAGUGAUAGAGGAAAUGUUGUUGGGUUAACUGAUACACUUGUAGCUGAAAACCCGAGAGUUCCUCGUCAAAUUGAUGAGCUAUUUGAUCAGCUCGAACUCAAUGAAUAUGGCAGUGACAGUGACUGUGAUGGUUACCUAGCUGAAGGAGAAGAAAAAGAAGGGUACAUGGCUCAAGACAUUCAUGAUCUUAUUUAUGAGAAGGCCAAAAAUUAUGAGCUUGAAGAAAAAUAUAUGAAUCCUGCGGAUAUAUUGAAGAACAGUGACUCUGUAAAAGAUAAAGAGGAAGUGGACACUGCUGCUCAUAUCAUACGCCGAACUGUAGAGUAUGCUGAAAAUUUUGAUAACGGGAAUGAAGAUGAAUUGGUAGAGGUGACCGAAGAAAGCAGCGAUGAAAGCGAGGAGUAUGAUUGUCAAUCCAUAAUAUCAACAUACUCUAAUCUCGAUAACCACCCUGGUAAAAUCAAUGCUCCAUUGUCAGCCAGGCAGAUGAAGCUUAGUGAAACAGUAUCUAAAGCAUUGAAUUCAAAUGGCAAUAUCAUUACCCUCCAAGGAAGAGGAAUGCUUCCAGUUGAGUUUCUACCUGGAAGGAAAGCUGAGCAAACCGUUGUUGAAGCUGAAAUCCCGAAAGCUGAACCGAUCAAGAGGAAGCCUCAUGGUCAAGAGUCGAAGGAAGAGAAGAAAGAGCGAAAAAAUGCUGUAAAAACCGAAAGGCGAGAAGCAAGGAAGGUGAAGAAAGAGAUGAAGGAGCUGUAUCGCGGUGAAACGCAGCGUGCUCAGAGAGCUGUUGCUGUAUCUGGUCCGUCUUCGAUUCCUAUGAAAUAAGUUUCAAGGUAAAACGAAACAACUCUCUGAACUGAUAAGAAACAGUUUUCUUUAUCAUACCAUGUAAUAUUUUAUGUUAUGUUGUUUCAUCAAGAUUGAUAAUCUUGAAUCGUUUUUAGACGUGGACGUCUUCGAUACUUACGUGUCAUCGUUCAAAGAUUAAAUUUCUGGAUAUUGUUUUAUU